AUGGUUCUUGACUACAGCAAAUGGGAUGCGCUUGAGCUAUCCGAUGAUUCGGAUAUCGAGGUCCACCCUAACGUUGACAAGCGUUCGUUCAUUCGAGCCAAGCAAAACCAGAUCCAUCAGCAACGAGAGCAACGCCGCCAUGAUAUCAAGACUCUCAAGUAUGAGCGCAUCAUCAACGAUGGUCUCCUCUCGCGCAUCGACAAGCUUCUCACCGCGCUCAAGCAACACGAGAAUACCUCUACCUCUCCCGAGCAGCCUAUUUUCCAGACGAUCAUGGAGUUCGCCAGCAACCCCGCAGACGAUCAAGCCCCGCCACCACCGGAGGGCGUCUAUACACAUGAAAAGGAGCAGCCCAAGUACUCCCAAAUGAUAAGCUCGCUGCUGGACAUGGUCAAGAAAGAUCUCGGUGAUUCGAAACCUGACAACAUGAUCAGCGCAUACAUCAAAGGCGUCGAGGAACACCAGACCAAGGUGCAGAAUCUGCAGACGGAAUUGUUGACAAAGCUCGCUGGGCUGGAGAAGGAAGAGAGCAGCAAGAUCACCAGUGACAAAUUGCACGAUGGGUUCAACCAGUCCCACAUCAGCAAGUCUACUGAGAAACCCAAAGAUACUUCAUCCAAGACAACUGAAGUACAGCUGCUGAACCCUGGCGCGGGGAGCUCGAACGCGGCCGAGAAUGACGACGAUGAUGACCCGGCUGAUGUCGAGAUUAGUGAACUUGGCAGGAAGUUCGCCCGUCUCCGACCCAAUGACUAUGCUGCCUAUCUGCAAUUUAUCAGUGAACACCCCCAGAUUAUUGCCGAGAAGGAGACCGAUGGCCUGCUUGUCGAGGCUUUCAACACUCAAAUGAAGGGCCAGGAGGCAUAUGCCCGGCAGUGUGUACACCAAGCUUUACUUCUGCAGUACUGCCGCUCCCUUGGUCCUGAUGGCAUUAAGCUUUUCUUUAACCGCAUUACAACUAAGGAGCACCGCGCAGCGGCUCUGUUCAGCAACGACGUCAAUGAAACAUAUCACCGCAUCAAGAGUCGUGCAGCCGAGCUGAGCAAAGAUGGAUCUGCCUCUAACGACCCCGCGGGUGUUGAGCAGAUCCAGCUGCACGCCGUUGACCCCAACACGAAGAUCACAAUCAACCUCCCCCGGCCAAACAGCGAGGAUCCCAUUGAGAUUGAGGCUCGCAAGAUCUUUGAUGCCUUCUCUCCAGAGCUUCAGAAGGCCCUCGAAUCCGAGUCUCUGGACGAGGUGAACAAGGUACUUGGCAAGUUGUCUGUGCCGGACGCGGAAGUGGUUGUCGAGCAGUUGGGCGAAAGUGGUAUGCUCAGUAUGGAGGAAGGCAUUAUUGAUGGUACCACCGAAGAGGGCCAGAAGAAGCUAGCAGAACUUGAGGCUGAAGGUAGGCUGGAGCAGGUUGGAGAGCCUGCUGGUGACGUUACGGAACUGGAUUAA
This is a messenger RNA of Penicillium odoratum, 1443 nucleotides long. RefSeq names its product Hsp90 co-chaperone CDC37. Gene Ontology annotation, cellular component: cytoplasm. Gene Ontology annotation, molecular function: protein kinase binding; protein-folding chaperone binding; heat shock protein binding. The coding region runs from base 1 to 1443 and encodes 480 amino acids. The record is from RefSeq and is a predicted model, not a curated record. Lineage: Eukaryota; Fungi; Ascomycota; Eurotiomycetes; Eurotiales; Aspergillaceae. Gene Ontology annotation, biological process: protein stabilization; protein folding. The transcript has 2 exons.